GCCCAUUAAGCACGGCCACCUGCUAAAUCAUAAAAAUAGGGCAAACAAUGUAAAGUGUCUUUGCAGUAAGAAAUCAGCUCAGAAAAUGGAUUGGGUGAUAUCAGACGAGUUGUCCCUCACUGUGGGCACAGUCGUGGGGUGGAUCAGUGCGGGUGCAAUGAUUAUUGGUGGUGUCCUCCCCUAUAUACCCCAGUACAGGCAAAUCAGCAAGACCAAAGACGCGGAGGGCUUCUCUUUACUAGUCUGUCUAGCGCUUCUAAUAGCUAAUACUUUAAGGAUAAUGUUUUGGUUCGGUAAACAUUUUGAAUAUCCUCUCUUGAUUCAAAGUUUGAUUAUGAAUAUUACUAUGUUUUUGAUGAUUCAUUUGUGUGUGCGUGUAAGAAAUAGAAACCAGCUACUUCAGGCAAGGCAGAGAAUUUUUACAGCGAAGCCCUAUGAAGUAAAGAGACUGCUAAAUUCUAAGCCUCCUCGCUCUUCUCACAGUAUCUGUGAUUUUGACGCGAAAUUUUUCUGGAACUGGUCCGAUUUCCAGUCCUACGUUGACUGUAUGCUUGUGUUUACGAUCGUGACUUCGCUGCUGAUGUAUCUGUUCAUAGAUUAUAUAGUUUUCGUGGAGAUAGUCGGCUUCCUCGCCGUUUUCACGGAGGCCAUGUUGGGCACACCUCAGCUGGUCAAAAAUUACAGGAACAAGUCUACCGAGGGUAUGAGCCUGAGCAUGGUGGUGAUGUGGACGUGCGGUGAUAUAUUUAAGACGCUGUACUUCCUGUUGCGCGACGCGCCCGUGCAGUUCUGGCUGUGCGGCUCCAUCCAGGUGGCCGUGGACCUGCUGAUCCUCCUCCAGGUGUUCAUCUAUCGGGGCAACGCGGAGCCGCAGCGCACAGGCCCCCACCGGGGGGAUUGAGUGGUUAUCAUCUGGACGCACGACGAGAUCUGCCACCGCAAGGGGAAGGCCGGUGCCGAAGUGGCUGUCCUAAACGAGAAGAGGGAGGAUAGCGACAACCUAGCCAAUAGUAUUAGCAAAGACGUGAUCCCGGAGGGGGCGCGCGACUCCCCUCAGAACAGCGACUCCAGUGCUAACGAUAGGACAGAGACGGAGAACGAUUACUGUUGUGUUAUCAGUGCUGACGUUCACAACGAGAACGAGGGGGGCCUCGGCGAGGACGCCGGUAAGACCGUUCCUGUAGAUAGUGUAAAUAAUACGCGGGGAAAGCGUGGCGCCAACGGCGAUACGAAGAAGCGGGCUUCGCACGUCUCCUACAAGGAACGCGCCAAGCACAAGGUCAGCAUGCUUAUCCACAGGCAUACGUUAUGACAUACACUUUUCGUUGCUUCCAUAGAGGGCUGCUUCCGCUCCUCUUUAGUGUGUUAGGUUCUCGUUUCUCGAGUGGUAAUAGCCGACACACGUUUUUUUUUUUUUUUAGAUAAAUAUACGUAUAUGUCUUUGCGACCCUGUCAAUUCUGUGAUCUAUGCAGCUUAGAUGGUGCGGGUGGUGUUACAUAACCUCAAAAAAAAUUUUAAUUUAGACGGGGUGUCACUUUGAAUGGGGGUCGAGAAUUCUUUCGGUCGCUACCUUUGAACUUAACAAAAAUAUAAGUUUAUUUCUUCAAAUUCCGUCGUAAUAGUCGAUUUUUUAUACCCUAGGCAGGGUAACUUCAAAAAACGGCGCGCCAUUUUUCUUGAUUCGUUUACAAUGUUCCGUCAUGCCUCGCAGAAAUUUAACAAUGAAGACACACAAACACACAA
Anoplophora glabripennis (Asian longhorned beetle) is the source of this 1744-nucleotide messenger RNA. Its product is annotated as PQ-loop repeat-containing protein 1. Gene Ontology annotation, cellular component: trans-Golgi network; endosome. The coding region runs from base 86 to 901 and encodes 271 amino acids. Lineage: Eukaryota; Metazoa; Arthropoda; Insecta; Coleoptera; Cerambycidae. The record is from RefSeq and is a predicted model, not a curated record. The transcript has 5 exons. Gene Ontology annotation, biological process: retrograde transport, endosome to Golgi; phospholipid translocation.